UUUUAAACAUAAUUGAGGAAGUUGGUAUUAAUCAUGUGGGUUUGCAAGCUGUUUUAGAAGUUGAAGUGAGAAAAAAAAUGAUCACCUAUGAAGAACUGUCCGAUGUGGAACUCUCAGAAAAAAUUAGACUUUUUAUUCUGAAAUUUAGAGUAAAGUAUACAAAGCAAAUUCGUAAUUUUGCAAGACUAACUAAACAAGAACUGCCCUGGUUAGAGGGUGAGUUGUUUCAGAAUAAAAAAGCUGAACUUGAUUUAGCUAUAAAAGCCGGUAGACCAGAAAAAAAAUGGACAGAGUGUUCAUUAAGAACAAAAAGAAGGAAAGUUUCAAGAUUGGCUAAAACCCAUUCAACUAAAGAGUUAGCAGAAGCUGCUGUUGUAAGUACUAAAUCAAGUCCUAAAAAAUUGGAUUUGGGAAUGUUUUCUCAAGUUCAAACAAGCAAAACAAAAAAAAAGGACAAACAUCAGCCAACUAUGAUGUCUGCAGAACAAGCUUUAUCACUUAAAAUUCAUUGUGAUUUGAGUGAUUCGCAAUAUCAGAUUAUUCGAAACUUAUCUCUGAUGCAAAAUGCUGACAUUUAUCCCCCGUUAAAAACAAUCCUAAAAUCAAAAGUAGAUUGUUACCCAGAGGGUUUGCAUAUUACAGAAACAUCUGCAAAGUGUAGUUUUUAG
Messenger RNA from Hydra vulgaris (swiftwater hydra), 668 nucleotides. RefSeq lists its product as uncharacterized. The record is from RefSeq and is a predicted model, not a curated record. Lineage: Eukaryota; Metazoa; Cnidaria; Hydrozoa; Anthoathecata; Hydridae.